AGAUGACUCAACUAUGUGCAUCGAAACAGCGCAACAACUGCACGAAUCACAAAUUUGUAAAAUGUAGGGAUUGACUGCCUCAGUCGCUCAAACUGUCAGUAGUGUUAUGUGAAGUCGUUUAGUCUGUUUAUGUUAUUCGGGAAAAAGCACAAUUUAGACUGCUGAAGGAGCUUACAGUCACGCGCCAGUGCUGUGACAGGCAGUGUGAGUGUCAGUUUCAUUACAGUUACGGGAGUAGCUAGCUUGCUAGAUAUUCUAUUUUCUGAACACAUUGAUUUAGUGUCAGGUCGAGCAAGAAAAUUGUUAGGAUAGGAGGCUAAAUGGCAGACGUUGGAACGUGUGUCAUUCAUUAAAGGUUUGACGUUUUUCCAGUGAACAUUUCAAGUCAACAAGUCAGCUGAAGAUGGCCAGCAGGAAUGCCAGUGAGAGCACCCCUCUUUUGGACAGCAGCUCUGUGACUGUGAACAGGCCUGUGUCAGUGUUCCAGGGCAGAAGACUGGCAUGUGCGACUAUUCUGCUGGCAGAGUCAUUGGAACGAGUGGCAUUCUAUGGCAUCACUUCCAACCUGGUCCUUUUCCUCAACAGUAGCCCAUUUUAUUGGGAGGGAACUCAGGCCAGCCAGGCACCACUGAUGUUCAUGGGGGUUACAUACCUGAUCUCACCAUUUGGUGGCUGGCUGGCUGAUGCAUAUCUGGGAAAGUUCUGGACAAUUGCUUGCAGUUUGAUCCUGUACUUUCUUGGCAUACUGUUUUUCCCAUUUAUCGCAAGUACAGACUCCCAGAAUACCCUGUGUGGUGAUGAAAUGGCAUUUCCAGUGCAACCGGCUGAGUGUUUGAGCACAAACGGUACCCUUCCAAGCAAUGUGACCUGCCCCACACGGGCACCUUACUGCGGGCCAGUGAUCUACACUGCCCUUGUUCUCAUUGCCCUUGGUGUGGGAACAGUGAAAUCCAACAUCACUCCAUUUGGGGCAGACCAGGUAAAAGAUCGUGGCCCGGAGGCCACUCGCAGGUUCUUCAACUGGUUCUACUGGUGCAUCAACCUAGGGGCCAUCUUGUCCCUAGGUGGCGUGGCUUACAUCCAGCAGAACAUCAACUUCCAGUUGGGGUACAUCAUCCCAGCCGUGUGCCUGGGUGUCUCCUUCCUGGUGUUCCUGCUGGGGCGUACAGUCUUCAUCAACAAGCCAGCUGACGGUAGUGCCUUCACUGAUAUGUUCAAGAUCCUGGGUUACGCCUUCUGCACUGCACAGCCCAAAGAACCCAACCUGCUACGGGCUAAACCGACUAUGCUGGACGGUGCCAAGGUGACAUAUGGAGGGAGAUUCCCCGAGGAGAAGGUGGAGGAGGUGAAAGCAAUGCUUAAAGUUCUCCCGGUGUUCUUUGCUCUUAUCCCAUACUGGACUGUAUACUUUCAGAUGCAGACAACAUAUUUCCUCCAGAGCCUACAUCUAAGGAUUCCUGACACCAGCACAGGCACCAACAGCAGUGACGGCACCCUCCAGAUCACAUUCCGCUUCCCUGCCGCCUGGCUGACAAUGUUCGACGCAGUGCUUAUUCUCAUGCUGAUCCCUCUUAAGGACAAAGUGGUGGACCCCAUCCUCAAACGCAGAGGCCUGCUGCCCUCCUCCCUCAAGAGGAUCGCAGUGGGGAUGUUCUUUGUCAUGUGGUCAGCUGUGGCGGCUGGUAUACUGGAGACAAAACGACUUGAGAUCAUCAAAUCUAAUGGCACCAUCGACCAGGUCUUUGGCGACGUGAUCUACUACGCAGCAGAUCUGCCCAUAUGGUGGCAGGUGCCCCAGUAUGUGCUCAUCGGAAUCAGCGAAAUCUUUGCCAGCAUCGCAGGUCUGGAAUUUGCCUACUCAGCCGCCCCCAGGUCCAUGCAGAGUGCAAUCAUGGGACUGUUCUUCUUCUUCUCUGGGAUUGGUUCCUUCGUGGGCUCCGGCCUACUGGCCAUCGUCUCCCUCAAGGGGAUUGGCUGGAUGUCCUCCCACAAGGACUUUGCGCUCUGCAGGAGCGAUGGAAGCGGAUCCUCCUCAUUUCCAUGGCUGAGGGCUGUGUGAUGCGGAGGCAGAGCGAAGUGUGGAGUAAACAGGAGCUUUGGUGAGCAGAGUGGUGCAGACCUGGGGAUAGACACCCAGUAUUAAUGACAAGCUGGGGGCCUGAUUACACAGCCCUCUCCUCUUAAGUAAAGCUGCCCCUGGAGUGCGCACCAUAUAGCUGCCACAGCCAGCCAGCUAGCUAGCUACCUUGGCAGCUGGAGGCUACUACUCACCUCUCUGUCUCACUACACCACCUUCUCUCUUCACGUCUUGUCCUCACAAACUAGCAGCAGGCAUGCGCAGGUAGAGAAGCAAUGUAGGAUGCAACGAUACAGUCAGUCUGUCCAAAUGUAAAAGCAUAUGCCUUUGGUAACUGUAGUACAGUCGCAACCAAAAUUAUUGGCACCCUUGAUAAAGAUUAGAAAAGAAAAUGGUACAAUAAGUAAUACCAAUACUAUGCUCAAAACAAUGAUGAACUUUACCCAGUACCUGGACUUUUUUUUGCCAAAAACCUGGUUGCCUCUACCAGGAAGCUGUAACUUGGCUGUGGAUCUUCCAGCAAGACAAUGACCCCAAACACAUAUCAAAAUCCAUAAAGAAAUUGUUAAUUGACCAAGAAAUCAACACUUCUCCGGACUUGAAACUCAUUUGAAAACCUGUGGUUUGAAUUGAAGAGGGUAGUCUAUAAGCUCAAACAAAGGAUAUCAACGAUCUGGGAAGAUUCUGUGUCGAGGAAUGGUCUAACAUCCCUCCCAAUGUGUUCUCCAAUCUCAAAAUGUUUUAGAAAAUGGGUCUGUGACAUUUUCUUCGCAAGGGGUGCUGGAGUAUUAAACUGGUGCCAAUAUUAUUAUUAUUUUUUUAAUAAGUAUUACUUACAACAUUUUUUUCUGGGCAAUUGUAUCAGUAUAAUAUAUAUUUUUCAUAUAAUAUAGCUCAGUAUUUGUAUUAUCUUACUGUAUACAGUAUUUUUUUUGCUCAUCUCUGUCAAGGGUGUCAGUUAUUCUGGUCGUGACUGUAUUUGUAUUAUGUUUUUGACUUGGUGACUCUUAACUCCUGCUGUGUUCCGGUCAAAUUGGACUGAGUUUUCUCUCUGAAAAAUGUAGUUCCUUUAAUCAGAUUGUCAUAAGGUUGCAUGACUUUGUCCACACAGGGCAUUUGAACACACAAAAUACAUUUUGAUGAUUUUCAUUACAUUUUGGGUGUUUAUUUUAACUUUUGUACACCUGUGGUGUUCCCUGUCAAAAAUGACUAUAAUUUAGUGAGACUAUAAUUUAGUGUAAUAAAAUUGAGUUCAGGCACAUGCCCAUUCAUCAGAUGGGCACACCUCCUCUCCCAAACACCCACAUGCAUGUGUGUUUGAGCACACACGCCUCACUCCCCUUCUUGGCUUCCAUGGCAAUCCCCACGGGAACCUUACCCCAAUAGAAUCUUUCCCUCACGGGAACCACACCUUUUGGCAUUCUCACAAAAAAUUGCAACAUUGUUUCAAUGUAUACAACUUUUCUUGCAGCUCUGGUAUAUAAAGCUUUUUGAGGCCUUGCACAUAAUUCAUUCUGUGGCAGCACAAUGACCAAAUGAUAUACUGUAUGUGAAACUCUUGAUCAUAUCUUUGAUCAUGACACUGGUGAGGAGGAGAGAGUCCUUGUUAAACUUUGACACAAAGUAAUCUGUGAUGAAUAGCACUAUGUUUCAUCAGUCACAGACCAGGAAAUGGCCUUUUUAUUUUAAUUGUACCACGUUCAAGUCCUGACUGGUCCAGGAUCAGAUGUUGGGAUAUUUUAGACAUUCACAGUUUGGGUUGAGACCCACAUAUCCUGCUCAACACUCAUUUGAUGAUACUCAAUGAAAAUACUGUUUUUAAUGGAGGGCAACGGUGCCAAAGCAGGACAAAUGGUCACAUGAGCUCUUCUUGAGAUUGGUGCUCAAGUCUUCCUGCUUAAUAUAAUACAUGUACUGUAUAAGGGAAGGUAUUUCUUUAAGUGAAAGAAUAAUCAAUGUGAGAUAUAUAUUUUAAAUACUGUAAACGGCAGCUUUUCGGCUGACUGAUAUUUCCAGCCUAUCUCGCUAACAGCAGAUGCUUGUUCUUUCCUUUUAAUUGUGUCAGAGUUCAGGGUUGUGAUUUCUCCAUUGAUAAGUUAAUAAUGGUAUUGAUAGAUACAGUUAUCAAUGUAUUUACAAUUACCUGCACUCAUUAUUGAUCAACUGCUUCCAUUUGGUCUCUAGUCCAUCCAGAAGUUUUACAGUACAAGAAAGGGAAGUCUGACAAAGUAUGUUAAUGUCCACAGCUGGGGCUGAAGAUCAUUGGAGGUCUGUGUGUUUCAGAAUUGUUGUUGUAAUUAUUUCAGCAGCCCUCUGCCUAAAUGAAUGCAUCACGGUGGCUAAUAUUAUUCAGUUAGAGGCAAACAGACAUAGAAGUUCCCUUCAGUGUCCCACCUCUGGAUAUAGCGCUGCAUUCCUCCGUGUCGAUCGCGUUCCCUAAAUACCUGUCAAAUAUGUAUGGGGUUCGUUAAUGGUUUGUACAACAAGUCCUUGUUUAGUUUUUGCUGCUGUAAUUACCAGCCAAGUGGCCCCUGGGGAGGCAUGAGUGGGAAGGAGGUAGGCAAGAGGCAGACAUAAUGAAAUUAAGAAAUUACAAAAAUGUCAACCCUGCACAGUUUUUCAAACCUACCCCAUAAACUGAGAUGUAAAGACUUGUUUUGAUUUGAUUUUAUCAGUUUUCCCCUGAUAAUUCUCAGGAUCCAGUUAUAUUACUUAUUCUCUGGUGAUGUUUAUUGAAUCUAUAAAACACUACACAAUUAAGGUCAAUGAACGGUGGCUCUUUCCCCUCAAUAUGCAUUUAUUCAGCAUGCAGUUCUGUCAUGCCCUCUCUCCUCUCCCAUUCUCCUUAAGGCCAACUCCCCUGUGUUAAUUAAGGCUGUGCUUGCAGACUGAGUGUCGGUUAAAGCGAAUUAUCGAUUUAAAACGCAAGCAGCAGACUCUGCCGGCAUUAACCCCCCCCACCCCCACCCCCCGUGAACAUUAUCCUGCCGGUCUUCUCCUUUUCCAAUUAUCCAUAAAGAGCACAGACCGAGGCAGUGAGACACAUCUCUGGGUUUGAAUAUGAUAUGGAUUCCGAUGUGCUAGUGACAGGAUAUACAGUACUGCACCACUCCUAAAGGUGAAAACAAUCGUAUGAUGAAAUGCAAAGGACACUAUUUGGACGGCCUGCAGAGUGAGUCCUCCGUUACGUUUUGGAGGUUCUUUUAUGGUUAAAAUAUCCCAACUUGCAUAUCUUCUGCCUCCCUGGUGAAGUGCUGCUAGCAGCGAUCCGUUGAGUUGUAGGCGUGAUUUAUUUUCAGUUUAGGCUUUGAUUGAGUAUAGUUUAUAGGUUUUGUGUUUUGGAAAUGAAUGAGAUAUCAGGGGUCUUGGCACUGCGUUUAAAUCAUGUCUCCUUUUUACUGCUCUGGUCAGAUGGUAGACUAUACAGAGUCUUCCCUACCAGGGAGGAACAACUUUUUAUAGAUUGGUUCGCGUAUUUGGCCGUAUUGUCACCAAUAAGUUAAUUGUUAGUGAAAAGUAUGCACACAAAAAUAUAUGCAAUCCAACGGUAUAUGUAUUAGUGUUGUAUUUUGGUCAUGCCUCGUGACUCAGAUUGUCAAAAUGAUUUCAGCCAAUUCCAAAGCAUGUCCAGUCAAAAGUUCAAGCACUUGGUUAAUUGGGGUCAUGUUGAUGACCGCACCAGUAUCAUGUGUGAGUUUGACCUAUUCCCCCUGUCGUGUACAUGGUGGCUGUGUGAGUCCUUGUGUUCCCCCCAGCUCUGGAUGGACCGGUAUAAUUGGACGGUCUCUGAACCCCAGGGUCCGGAGGGCCGUCAGACCACUCUCCCUGUUCACUCUCUCCCAGCCCGCCCUCACCAUGGGAAAUGACAAGACUUCUGUGGGAUUACCCCCUUCUCCAAUUAAAAUCAAGCCUGCUCCUCCUCUAGGUCGUUAUUCACUGUGACAGUCCAACGUGGAGAACUUAAUAGGUGCAUUCUUUUGACAGCACACUGUCCUGGAGCUUUGGACUUCCUCAUUUGAAGAUACAGUAUGUAGGCUAGCUAGCUGAGCUCUGUCCGUUCUCCCAUGUAUCCUUCCGGGCUAAGAAACCGUGCCAUGCUGUGUGCCUAUUGUAUAAACUCAAACCCUUUUGUAAUAAACAUGAGAGAAACCUUAUGCUGGGUACUCUAAUUGGGAAUUCAAAAGAAUAGCUGUGAUUUACGUCAGAUGGGCUGCUGGUUAAACAUUAAGGCCAGUAAACCACUGCUUAACAUGGCCAGGGGUGGAAGGCUUCUCUAACGCCAACACAAUUGUCAGACAAAGCACUGUUUUAGCUUGCAAAAUCAUUGAUUUAGUGCAGCUGUCGGCUUUUCCCUUGAUGCGAAACUGUAGCGGGGGGGGGGGGGCUAGAUUUAGUUUAGAAUUGCCCUCCAGUGUUUGUUUGAACAGGGACAACUACUCCAAUCAGCAGUGCCAGCGUUCAGAAGUAGACUGCAAUAGCUGGGUGCAAGCAUAAACCUCGGAAAGAGGCUUGUUCGUAACAAUGCACUGCGGAGACUGGUGAUGUUAGCUGAGAAAGGAGGGUGACAAUUUCAUAUCUCAUGAAGACAGAAGGGUAAUCAUGGACAGUUUGAAUAGAUUUUUUUCACAGAUUAUAAAGUGGUAAUAUGACUUAAGGUUACGGAGUUGUUCUAAUGCGGGUCUUUGUUAAGGAGAUGAUGCUUGUACUGUACACGGUCAAAUAGCUUUUCUAUGACAUACGAUGCCUGUAUCUCCAAUCCAUAUCAAGAGUGAGAGAGACAAACUCAUUAUUUCAAUCCCGCUAAGCCAGAAUGAAGGCAAACAAUUAAGUGUGCAUCAUUGUGUUUUUACGCCUUGUUAUUGAAUCCGUUCCCCCAAGGAAACAAACAAUCCUUUCAUAGUAUUGAGACUCCUUGCCUGUCCUCACAGCUGAGGGUCCAGAAUGUUCUGUUAUUUUCUCAUGCUUCAAUCCCAGAUUAUCAAUAAUGCCAUUCAUAUGAUCAUUGAAGUGUGGGGUCAAACUGCGUUAAGCAUCUCAUAGUAAUAAGACAAGAAGUGGCUUCCAGUUGCACUGACAGAGCUGUCUUUUUUUCUCAAGCAUAAGCCUGUCUUCAGACAGAUUUCAUUUCUCUUAAAAGAACGAGCUAAACAUGGAGACAAAGCAACUGUCGUUGCCAUGUGACACUGCCAUGUUAUGCGAAUGAACAGUUGUAUGUGUCCCUUUAAUGUGGAAUGCUGCUUUGUGAUGUUGGUGUCAUGCUCCCAUCCCCCUCCACCUAUUUUUCUCUCUGCAGGAUGCAUCAACCACUGCUGUUUGUCUUCUUCUUUUUUUUACCCUUCCUUUCUAAUAAUUUCUAUAUGCCUGUUUAUUUUGACCUGAUCUCUUCCUCCCUACAGCUUCUUGUGGUGUCUCUUUCUGAGGUGUUGCACUUGAAUUCUGUCAUAACAAUGGCACUGUUCCUACCACCUCCCUCUCUCCAUCCCUCU
Oncorhynchus nerka (sockeye salmon) is the source of this 7563-nucleotide messenger RNA. It is a transcript of the gene slc15a4, whose product is annotated as solute carrier family 15 member 4. Gene Ontology annotation, molecular function: dipeptide transmembrane transporter activity. The transcript is spliced from 9 exons. Gene Ontology annotation, biological process: dipeptide import across plasma membrane. Lineage: Eukaryota; Metazoa; Chordata; Actinopteri; Salmoniformes; Salmonidae. The record is from RefSeq and is a predicted model, not a curated record. Bases 404 to 2059 code for a protein of 551 amino acids. Gene Ontology annotation, cellular component: membrane.